Molecule: messenger RNA, 1671 nt
Organism: Microcebus murinus (gray mouse lemur)
Lineage: Eukaryota; Metazoa; Chordata; Mammalia; Primates; Cheirogaleidae
Source: RefSeq, a predicted model, not a curated record
AUGCUGCUGCUGCUGGCCCUGCUCUGGGGAACAGCGGGGGUGGAGGGAUGGGGAGGGGAUAGGGGAGGUUACAGGCUGCAAGUGCAGAGUGUGGUGACGGUGCAGGAGGGCCUGUGUGUCCACGUGUCCUGCUCCUUCUACUAUCCCCGGCACGGCUGGAACCACUCUGACCCAGUUCACAGCUACUGGUUCAGGGAAGGGGCCAAUCCACACCAGGAUGCUCCCGUGGUCACAAACAACCCAGCUAGGAAAGUGCAGGAGGAGACCCGGGGCCAAUUCCACCUCUUAGGGGAUCUUAGGAGGAAUGACUGCUCCCUGAGCAUCAGAGACGCCACAAUGAGGGUCGAGGGGUCAUACUUUUUUGGGGUGGAGCGUGAAUUGAUGAAAUGGAACUAUGAACAAAACAAGCUGGUUGUGCAGGUGACAGCCCUGACCCACACGCCCGACAUCCUCCUCCCGGAGACCCUGGAGUGUGGCCACCCCAGCACCCUGACCUGCUCUGUGCCCUGGGCCUGUGAGCAGGGGACGCGCCCCCAUAUCUCCUGGGAGGGGGCUUCCGUGGCUCCCCAGGGCCCCACCAUCGGCCGCUCCUCAGUGCUCACCCUCGUCCCUCAGCCCCAGGACCACGGCAGCAGCCUCACCUGCCAGGUGACCUUGCCUGGGGCCGGUGUGACCACGACGAGGACCGUCCACCUCAACGUGUCCUACUCUCCUCAGAACCUGACCGUGACUGUCUUCCAUGGAAACGGCUCAGAAGUCACUGGCCUUGGGAACGGCUCAUCUGUGUCAGUCCUGGAAGGCCAGUACCUGCGUCUGGUCUGCGUUGUCAACAGCAACCCCCCUGCCAGGAUCACCUGGACCUGGGGGAGACUCACCCUGAACCCCUCCCAGCCCUUGGGCCCUGGGGAGCUGGAGCUGCCUCGAGUGCACCUCAGGGAUGAAGGAGAAUUCUGCCGAGCUCAGAACCCUCUGGGCUCCCAGCACGUCUCCCUGAGCCUCUCCCUGCAGACUAAGGACACAGCCACAGUGCAGCCUGUCUCCGGGGUGAUGCUGGGGGUUGUCUGGGGAGCUAAAGCCACAGCCCUGGUCUUCCUGUCCUUCUGCGUCAUCUUCAUCGUCGUGAGGUCCCGCAGGAGGAAGGCGGCAAGAGCAGCAGCGGGCGUGGGGGACACAGGUGUGGAGGAGCCAGACGCUGUCAGGGUCCCAGGCUCUCGGGUGUCCCUGAUUGAACCCCAGGCAGGUGACAGCCGCCCAGACCAGGCUCCCCCUGCUGUGGCCAGCCCCAUCUCAAGGCAGGAACAAGAGGUGCAGUAUACAUCCGUCAGCUUCCUGAAGAGGAAGGCUCAGGACACUGUGGGACAGGAGGCCACAGGCAGAGAGUACUCAGAGAUCAAGAUCCGCCAGUCCCAUGGGCCUCCUGCUGCCCAGGAGACGUCCUUGUAUGAGAGCUGGGGGGCGGGCAUCUGGGCAGACGGGCACCCAGGCAGAUGUGACUGCAGGGUGGAAGACCAGAAGUCGUCCAAGUUCCAUAGCUCCUUUGACCCACAAAUUUUGGGGGCUGCCUCCAGCAUGGGGAUGGAGUAUGAGCUGUGUUAUGCCUCCAUCAGCUUCCCUAGAAUGAAUCUUUCGGAGAGCACCGCCAGUGACUGCUCAGAGAUCAGGAUCCAGUAG